CAUACUUCUUGUUCUUGAGAUCACCUUUCGUGGGGAUAAUGAAUUCGUUCCUGAGCUUGCUCAAUUCGUCUUUCUCGUCUUCUUUCCUCGCAAACGCCUCCGAGCAUAGCUCCGCGUCAGCUAUCGACUGAUAAGGAUUCCUGGACCCUGGCAUAUCAAUUGCGCGUGUGAAGCGGCCGGUUGUACAGUGAUGCAGCAACGGCAGGUGCUGUUGAGAGGCAGAAAAGCUUAAGAGCCGCUCCAGAUAAUACACGAGGAGCCAGCUAUGAAAAUAGCCCUCGGUGCUGCCGGAUGGUAUGCUUAGAACAGGCGUCGAGGCGGGGCUCGAAGCGGUUUGGUGGGGCCUGUCAACGGUCUGGCCGCUCGGUCUGGCGCUCGGCUGUCAUUGGCUGCAGGCCUGUGACAGCUCGAACAUGACCUCAGACAUGGCUAUCUGAGCCCUUGUCAACAUCACCACGACAAUGGCGUCUCCGUCGACAGUGUGCACGCCGUGCUUGCGGGCAGCGAGCAGGGCAGCCACACGCGGCCUCAGGCCCACAAACGCCACGCAGAAUGCAGCGAGAGCGUACAGGCGGACAUGCGCCACUCCACAGCUAUAUCUCGACUUCCUUGCGCCAUCGAUACUGCGCAGGACCACAGGGCCUGUCUCUGCGUUCAGGAAGAACAGUCCCCUGCUCUCUGCCACCCACGCCCGCCGCACACUAGCCACCACUACCGACCCCUCCGCCGCAACCCCCGCCCGCGCAGUCCUCCACCCACGCACCGACGACUCAGGCUCACCCAUGUGCAUCUCGAUAUCCCCACGGGCCUCGCACCGCCUGCACUCCAUCGCCCAAAAGGACGCCAACCCCAAUACGGCCUUGCGCGUCAGCAUCGAGUCCGGCGGCUGCCACGGCUUCCAGUACCUCAUGUCCUUGACCGACCUGGCGAAAGAACCCGCAACAGAAGAAGAUACGGUGUUUGAAGGAGAGAAGGGCGAGAAGGUGGUUGUCGAUGAGAGUAGUCUCGAGUUGCUGAACGGGAGCACGGUGGAUUACACGAUGGAGUUGAUUGGGAGCCAGUUCAAGGUUACGGGGAUUCCGGGCGCGACGAGUAGUUGUGGGUGUGGGACGAGUUUUGACAUUAAGCUGGAUUAGGGGACAUUUCGAAUGGUGGUGUAAGAUUGUUUGUGCAUUGUUGUGUAAACAGGUCUGGCACGACAGCCCGGUGAUGGCGUAUGCAUUUGACUUCGCCCCUGCAUAGAACGUAGCAUUUGUUCGCGAGUACGCAUCAAAGCCAUCUAUUUAUUGC
Molecule: messenger RNA, 1290 nt
Organism: Macroventuria anomochaeta
Lineage: Eukaryota; Fungi; Ascomycota; Dothideomycetes; Pleosporales; Didymellaceae
Exons: 1
Coding region: 462-1136 (224 amino acids)
Biological process (GO): iron-sulfur cluster assembly
Cellular component (GO): mitochondrion
Molecular function (GO): 4 iron, 4 sulfur cluster binding; 2 iron, 2 sulfur cluster binding; iron ion binding
Source: RefSeq, a predicted model, not a curated record